AUGGACCCUCCGUUCGUGCGCGGCCCUACAACUGAACUCAUGGUAAACCACCACACUUUCCCAGACAGCACGGCAAACCUUGCCAAUGCCCAUCCAGUGAACUUCUCCCAAGGCUUCAACUGUUUUACUUCUCCCGGGCCCGUCAUCGCUCCAGUUUCAGUCCCUUUUGGUACACCGAUUCAUACGCCAAAUCCACCAGCAUCGGAUAUGAAUUUGGAACAUCAGCUAUCCGCCUGGCCAUACGAUACCCUUGGAAUUCGCACAGUGUCACCAGUCGAGCAUCAUGUAUAUGACUUCGCAUCAUCAGCCGAUCGGAUUCCUUCCGAGUGCUCCAUGAACCUCACCGGGGUCCACUGUCCUCCUCCAGCCGGGUCACUCCAGCAUGAUCGAUCUCCUGGCAAUGUCUCCGGGUUUACAUUUGUAAUGGAGGACGGAAUAAAGCCAGCCCGUCAUCGCGAAUCGCGAGUACAGACCAAAGAGGAGUCAGACGAGAGAAGAGAGAAAAAUAAGAAGCUCAAAGAAAUGGGAGGUGUUUGCCUCUGGUGUUACCGCAUGAAGAAAACCUGCGAACCGCAACUUCCUUGUCCUCGUUGCCAAGACAGCAAGUCGAAGUGCAUCAGAAGACCUGCAGAGCUGUCCUUGCUUCCAUGCACGAUUAUAACACUUCAGGACAUGAAUCAAGACAGUACUUCGUUCCAAACGACGAAAUCUGAAGAUAUCUUUCCUUGUCUGCAAAAGAUAUCUCAGUGUGCCUCUUCCCAGGCUGUUGUCAGCUUCUGCCAAUGCAACGGCGAAGUGAUAGAUUAUUGGGUCAUGCAUGCGGCUGACCUCGACACUACAAAUAUGGACACUUCCAGCGGUUUGAGCCAGCAGCUAGUUCUUAAGAUCCUGAAGUGCAUCCAAUCUGAAGAGAUGGAUAAAGUUGAGAAGCAAUUUCCUGGCAGCUCUCUUGUGCAUACUGCUGUGACCAUGCACAAGCUGCUUUCGGCGAUUCUAUGCCUUUCCAAGACGCGAGUAUAUGUGCGAGCGACUGAUGUAGAGCAAACAAGGAUCAUGAUGUUCUACAUGCUGGCUCUCUGCCUACGAGGACUCUGCGAGCUCUCAGGCGAGCUGGGUUCCGAAGCCUACAGCUUAAUCAAACAGAAAACAGACUGCGACGGUGAGCCUGCUGGCAUGAAGAACGACUGCAGCGGUGCAAACUGCUUCAACCCAGUUUGGGUCGCUGUUGGCCUUUACCACCGAGUCCUGGAAGCCCUUUCCAGCUUUGAACUGCCACAGCCAAUGGCUAGCAUAUUUACUGGGGUUAAAAUUCGCUCAAACAUGGUACUCUCCAACAUCUAUUGUGUGAAGGAGAAGAUCCCGCACAUAUUCGGGUCGAAGCUGGAGAAAGAAAAAUUAGAGGCCCAGAAGAAGGCGUUCUUUGAGAAACAAAUCCCGCCAGUCACCUGCUGUCAAUACUUCAACGUCGUGAUCUGUUCACGCCCUUUUGAUCAGAAUCUGCCAUCCACAGCCGUUCACAGACAAACCCAUCAGUCCUCGGAUGUCUCAUACGAUGCUGAGUUUCUUCUUAACGAGAGUCUUUGGCCUCCAACUCUUGUCGCACCUUUCCUCGAAAGCCAGCCUCAAGAUCCAUCGCAGAUGAUGGACGGUGCGAACGACUGGGAAAAUUUGGAAGUAGAAUUAUCACAGAUUUAUCCCUUCGACGAAGGUCUCACCGACUUUGAGGCAUUUGGAAGUACCACCCUAAUGGGUGACUGGUCUAUCCCUUCCCCAACCGACUCCUGGGGUGGGACGACGUUAGUUAAUUCGGCUGAAUCCAGUAUGAUUGGAAGCUAUUAG
Messenger RNA from Aspergillus pseudoviridinutans, 1839 nucleotides. RefSeq lists its product as uncharacterized. NCBI's taxonomy places the organism in Eukaryota, Fungi, Ascomycota, Eurotiomycetes, Eurotiales, Aspergillaceae. The transcript is spliced from 2 exons. Bases 1 to 1839 code for a protein of 612 amino acids. The record is from RefSeq and is a predicted model, not a curated record.